UCCAGCUUACAUUUACAAAAUGGAAACUUGACACAACUUUUAACUUUUUUUAUAAAAACGGUGUAUAGACUUAUAUUUUUUACUAGUCUAGUUCACCAAGCUACAUUUUUACGAUUUAAAAAAUUGAUGUGACGUUAAAUCGUUAUUUGAAUAAUCUCUAGUGAGUGAGUCACUGAUAAGUGAUGAUUAAUAAAACCAAAUACGUGUAAGAUUGUUACUAACUCUAGUUCUAACAGAAAAGUAACGAUGAGUUAUUAAGGAAACUGUUCAAUUAUUUUUUUUAACAAACCUUCCAAUGUUAGUAUGAUUUAACGUAGCCAAUAAAUUAAGAUUUCAAAUAUGACUUGCACCACCCUACGGAAACAACAGAAGUUGUCAACUUAGUGAAGGACAUGGAGAGAUAUCAGAAAUUGGGGUCGGCGGGAAGCAAGGGGGUAAAAUUCCAAGUGCAGGUGAUGACGGUGCUACUCGUAAACGCCCUUAAGAACCUCGACAGUUUCAAGCUCUCCUCUGAGAACAAGCAGGCGGGAAAAUUCGACGACGUGGUGCUCCAAUCGGCAGGCGGCACCAUUCUAUUACAAGCCAAACAUAAGGAGAGGAGGCCAGUCACGUUCGACAAUCUGUUUUCCUCGAACUUCAAAAAUGACUUCAGCUUAGUGAAGUAUUUCCUGUCGUAUCUAGAAAUUAAACAUAACUUCCCAGUGUCGAAGGUUAUUAUAUGCACUAAUGCCAGUGUUAGACUGGGUACGGGAGAACGAGAGCUUUUAAGUAGACAUCGGGUUGAUCCCGACAGCCUGCUGUACUGCCAAGGCCACAAUUGCGAGUUUUAUACGUUUAACGAUGAAGUUGUGCCUCUCUUGGAGGAAAGCCUAAGGAGAGGCGACACGGAUAUCGUGACGUUUACCGAAAGAGAUAUAGAAGACUUCCUGGAUAAUCUACAGCUUUACAGCGAUUAUCCCAACGGGGAAAACUUGGAGAAAGUAAUCGAACAGGUUCUGCUCACCAUGAAAUUCUCAAAUAAUAUCUUCUCCAAGAUCUCGUCCCAAGAUAUAUUAAAUAAAAUGGUCCGCUGGUACGAACAGACUAAAGGCGAAUACAUAACAGAAACCCGCGUGAAGACAAUGUUCUGUGAAAUAAGGAGCGACAAGUAUUGCGAAGUUUUGGACCACUACGCCGUGCUUUUCGACGACAACGAAUCCCCUUUCGAAGACUCGAAAACUUUGUUCCACAUCAUCGUCAAGGGGGGAUUUUUGUUGCAAGUAAUACGAAUCUUUCGCGUCCUACAGGUCAGUAAGGCGAAGGCGCUUUAUAUAAACCCCGACGACGAUGUGGAUAUGAAGAAACAAGCGAUUGAUUCGUUCGAGUUGCCUUCUUACGUUUUUUUAGUUGUAAUUUGUCCCGAACCGUUAUUAAGAGAGAAAUACACUAAGUUAAGAGAGAUUUUAACGAUGUAUAAACACAAAAAGAUCAUUUUGGUGAGUGAACGGGACGAUAAUUUGACCCGGGAGAUAGAACCAAAUGAUCGUGUAACGUUCGAGGGACCUGUGAAGUUCGUAGAUCUCACGGAAGACACCCGAGAGAGGAUGUUAAAUAAGGAAGUCGUGCUUUUUCAAGGAAAUAAAAUUAGUUUGAAAGAACUGUUGGGAACGCAAGCUGCCGACGGUUAUGGAAGAGCUGUGGAUUCAGAAAUACUAGAAAAGUUGGUGAAAAGCGUGGAAAUUAACGUGGGAUCCGCCGUACAACCCUUGAAUAAAGAAAUCGAGUGUUAUUAUAUACCUCGCAAGUUUACAAGGGAAAUCGAGGACGAAGAACGCGACGAGACGAUAGAAGAGUCGUACACAGAAGAAAAUAUAUACGAAGUCAACGACAAGUUCGUAAUAAUUGAAAACAGGGGUGGGAUGGGGAAAAGCACGGUACUGACCAACUUGGCGGCGGUGAUAAAGAGAAAAUACCCCCACCUCUGGGUUAUCCGCAUAGAAUUCAACAAAUAUAAAGACAUUUUUAAGGAGUUUCAGAAAAAAGAAAGAGACGUGAUAAGCGUGACGGAUCUGUUGGAUUCCAACGAAGCGACGAGACUGGAAACGGAGUUGGAACGGUUCGUGUUUUCCCUGGAUAGAAAAGUGGUGUUGAUCCUGGACGCAGUGGACGAGAUCAGCGAAGACGUCAAUCCCUACCUAGACCUUAUCCUUCACUUGUUCGAACAGUGCCAGGACGCAUCGAACAUCGCGAAGGUGUUCCUAGCCAGCAGAGAACACGCGAUUCAGGCACUGAUAGAAGAACUGCGUGUCGUACCUUUUAAAUUGUCACCAUUCGUUGAGCGAGACUAUCUCGAUUUCUUCGUGAGGUUUUGGACUUCCAAGCUGUCUUUAGCGGGGCCUGACGUGGGCAAGUGCAGGAUUUACGCCGACAUUGUAGUGAAGAGAAUGGGAUUGUGGAUAAAUCCCGAGUUUACCACCGGAGAUCGUUUGGUGGUCAUACCGUUGCAGCUGAAAAUGCUGGCGGAGAUAUUUCAAGAGAGCAGUCGAUUUGCGGUGUCCGACGAUUGGGACGGAUGUAAAGAGUUCUUGAGUUCGGAUAAGGCGAGGCCGAAACUGCCCAAGAAGGUGAACAUAGCAAAGCUCUUCAAGAUGCUUAUUGACAAGAAAGAGGACGGAAUCAUUGAUGAGGGACAGUCGAGGGACCCGGAAGCUGAUGAUCAAAUGUCUUUAAGAAAAUAUAACGAAUGUCUAGCGUAUCGGAAGAUGCUUUAGGGAUAAUUUUUUGAUGGUUUGGAACGACAGGCGUUAACCAGUUCGUUAAAAAAUGUGUCUUAUUUUCGAUUUUAUUGUAUUUGAAGAUUUCGUUAUACUUUUUACAAGAUUCUAUAAAAUUCAAUAUUUCUGCUCCAAAAUAAAUUACUUUUUAAAUAA
Anoplophora glabripennis (Asian longhorned beetle) is the source of this 2909-nucleotide messenger RNA. RefSeq lists its product as uncharacterized. The record is from RefSeq and is a predicted model, not a curated record. The coding region runs from base 393 to 2750 and encodes 785 amino acids. The transcript has 2 exons. NCBI's taxonomy places the organism in Eukaryota, Metazoa, Arthropoda, Insecta, Coleoptera, Cerambycidae.